Molecule: messenger RNA, 803 nt
Organism: Aspergillus caelatus
Lineage: Eukaryota; Fungi; Ascomycota; Eurotiomycetes; Eurotiales; Aspergillaceae
Exons: 1
Coding region: 270-521 (83 amino acids)
Source: RefSeq, a predicted model, not a curated record
CGACGAUAAAGCGCCUCUAUCAGGUAUGUUAUAUGUGUACGAAACAGAAUAUUACCUGGCGAGGUGCUGAUUCAGUUCCAGACUCCAAAUUCAGCCGUGAUGCCCCCAAUGUGGUGCACAUGACAGUCAAACCCCAGGAACUUGUCGAUGAGGAGGACGCCAAAGGCUCUAAGCCACAAUACCCGCGGGAACGUGAAGCCAGUGAACGCAGCCCGGGGUGUCGCUGCAUAAUCCAAUAAAUUCAUUGGCUCUUGUAUUUGCACAUACCAAUGAUGGGGAUUGCACGCUUACCCAGCUCCGACGUAACCCAGCCUUCCGGUUCGGACAAUGCACGUCUGUGGUCUAUUAAAUAUCGCAAGAGGUCUUGUCUAAUUGGUAUACUCUUGGGCGCGAUGGACUCGUUAUGCUCAUACCCCCAUCUGUCUAUCUUGUUUUGGGUUUUCCCUCUUUCAUUUGUGAGCGCUUUGGCAUGGCCAUCGCUCUGUGGCCUUGAUGCGGGAUAUCUACUUGGCCACUUGUGACCGUAAACAGGGACGGCGUUCCGGUUAUUAGUAUUUGCUCUUCCAGCACUGAGGCAUUUGUGUGGUAUUCCUAGUGUGUUCUGGUUCUAUGGUUUUCAUUUGUUUGCAUAACCACUUGAGUUGCUCGACGCUGCUCUUGCCCUUCACCCCGUUCGUAUAUACCCUAUUUCUUUGAUCCUCCAAGCUGUUGUUCGUCAGCAUGUGUCUACAUAUUAGCAGAUUCUUCAUAUUCUUUUUUCAUAUUCUUUUUCAUAACUAAGCACAAUACUGGUUUUUCCAACC